AGCCACCAGCAAGGACAGCCCGCUGCACUUUGCUUUCCUGAAUCUCGCUGUGCACAGCUUUGCACCUUUGGGGCUCACCAGCUGAUCCCUUCACCAUGAGCUGCAGCAUCAAGAGAACGUCCAGCACCUCGUACAGGAGCGGAGGGGGAGGUGGCGGUGCCUGCGGAGGCAGCAGCGGCCGCAGCUCCUCCGUGUCCUGCCGGCGCUACGCCUCCUCCGUCAUCGGCGGGGGCAGCUACGGCGGGGCAGCCUGCGGGGGCUACGGCGGCGGCCUGAGCAUGGGCAGCCUCGCCGGGGGCUUUGGCGGGGGCUUCGCGGGGAGCUGCGGCCCCGGCGGGGAUCUGCUGCUCAGCGGCAAUGAGAAGGUCACCAUGCAGAACCUCAACGACCGCCUGGCCUCUUACCUGGACAAGGUGCGGAUGCUGGAGGAAGAGAACGCUCAGCUUGAGCACCACAUCCGAGAGUGGUACAGGAAACAAGCUCCCAGCGUUUCCAAGGACUACAGCUCCUACUACCAGACCAUUGAACAACUCCAGAGUCAGAUUAUUUCUGCCACUGUGGACAACAACAAAAUGCUUUUGGACAUUGAUAACAGCAAGAUGACUGCUGAAGACUUCAGAAUGAAGUAUGAGAAUGAGCUGGUCAUCCGUCAGACCGUGGAGGCCGACAUCAAUGGCCUGAGAAAUCUCAUGGAUGACCUGACUCUGGUUAGAUCUUCACUGGAAUCUGAGCUGGAGUCCUUGAAGGAUGAGUUGAUUGCUCUCAAGAGAAACCAUGAGGAGGAAAUGAGGCAGCUCCAGUCUCAAACUGGUGGUGACGUGAGCGUGGAGGUCAAUGCUGCCCCUGGACAAGACCUGACAAAGAUCCUGAAUGAACUGAGAGAUGAAUAUGAGCAGAUCAUUGAGAAGAACCGCAGGGAGGUGGAGCAGUGGUAUGAAGUCAAGAUCCAAGAAGUCAAUCAGCAGGUCACUUCCAGCAGCCAGGACAUCCAGACCAGCAGCCACCAGCUGACCGAGCUGAGGCGUGAGAUGCAGAACCUGGAGAUCGAACUGCAGGCACAGCUCAGCACGAAAAGCUCUCUGGAAAACUCCCUGGCAGAAACUGAUUCUCGCUACAGCUUCCUGCUGCAGCAAAUCCAAGUGCAGGUCAACUCCGUGGAGGAGGAGCUGAGCAGCAUCCGCUGUGAGAUGGAGGCUCAGAGCCAAGAGUACAAGAUGCUCCUGGGGAUAAAAACCCGUCUGGAGCAGGAGAUCCAGCAGUACCGGGCACUGCUGCAGGAGGGGCAGCAGGAUCUUGUAGCCUCCCAAGGAGCUUUCCAAGGAGGUGGAAAAUCCUCCCAGUCAUAUUCUGCUUCCUACUCUCAUUCCCAGUGUGGAGAAAUGUCAGGGCAGUCAAGAGUGUGUUAAGAUACCAGUGAUGUGUUGGGCUUCCCUGAUCCAGUCAGUGCCGUGGGAGCAGCCAGCCCUCAGCAUGGUGUGACCUACCCCAUGCACAGACUGCUCUCCAAAUGCUCUCCAAAUGAAAUCAAAAUUAAUAAUUACUAGGCUUUUCCUAAAACUAUCUACCCCUCCCUUUUGAUCCUGUCCAGCACUGUGAUCAGUGUGCUCACACACAGGUCUCCCCAGUGCCCUUGGUUCUGAACUGAACAACAAUUCCUCGAAUAAAGCUUUAUCUUUCUGCAAUGCAAAGAAAA
Molecule: messenger RNA, 1693 nt
Organism: Serinus canaria (Common canary)
Lineage: Eukaryota; Metazoa; Chordata; Aves; Passeriformes; Fringillidae
Product: keratin, type I cytoskeletal 16-like
Exons: 8
Coding region: 96-1406 (436 amino acids)
Cellular component (GO): keratin filament
Molecular function (GO): structural molecule activity
Source: RefSeq, a predicted model, not a curated record